Messenger RNA from Closterium sp. Naga37s-1, 1086 nucleotides. NCBI's taxonomy places the organism in Eukaryota, Viridiplantae, Streptophyta, Zygnematophyceae, Desmidiales, Closteriaceae. The record is from the annotation of a GenBank genome assembly.
AUGCGUCGUCGUGUCCCCACAACGCCCCGCUAUCCUGACAGUCAGGCCCACGAUUCCACGCGCGGGAAGCCCGUUUCUCAAGCCCACGUUUCUCCUCCCUGCGCGCGCACCGUUCCGGUAAGCCCGCGCGGGAACCUCUCGCCACCCCGCGCGCGCUCUUCUCGCCUUCCGCGCGGUAUCCCAUCGCAUCCCAGCGCGCGCUCCUCUUACCGCCCCGCUCGGCCUCCUCUCACCAUCCCGCGCGUGCUCCUCUCGCCUCCCCUCGCGUGCUCCUCUCGCCUUCAAUGCUCGCGAAUCUCUUGCCUCCCCGCGCGGCCGCCUCUCGCCUCCCCGCGCAGCCUCCUCCCGCCAUCCCUCGCGCGCCCCUCUCGCCUCCCCGCGCGUGCUCCUCUCUUCUCACCUACUCGUUCUCCUCUCGCCUCCCCUCGCGCGCCCCUCAAGCCUCCCCGCGCGUGCUCCUCUCUCCUCACCUACUCGUUCUCCUCUCGCCUCCCCUCGCGCGCCCCUCAAGCCCCCCCGCGCGUGCUCCUCUCUCCUCACCUACUCGUUCUCCUCUCGCCUCCCCUCGCGCGCCCCUCAAGCCUCCCCGCGCGUGCUCCUCUCUCCUCACCUACUCGUUCUCCUCUCUCUUCACCUUGCAUGCCUCCCACGCCUCCCCGCGCGUGCUCCUCACUCCUCACCCUGCGUGCUCCUCUCGCCUCCCCGCGCGUGCCCCUCUCUCCUCACCUCCAAUGCUCUUCGAUCGCCAACCUUGCGCGUGCCCCUCUCUCCUCACCCUGCGUGGGCUCCCCUCUCCUCACCUUGCGUGCUCCCCUCCUCACCUUGCGUGCUCCCCUCUCCUCACCUUGCGUGCUCCCUCUCCUCACCUUGCGUGCUCCCCUCUCCUCACCUUGCGUGCUCCCCUCUCCUCACCUUGCGUGCUCCCCUCUCCUCACCUUGCGUGCUCCCCUCUCCUCACCUUGCGUGCUCCCUCUCCUCACCUUGCGUGCUCCCCUCUCCUCACCUUGCGUGCUCCCCUCUCCUCACCUUGCGUGCUCCCCUCUCCUCACCUUGCGUGCUCCCCUCUCCUCACCUUGCGUGCUCUGA